Rhinolophus ferrumequinum (greater horseshoe bat) is the source of this 1173-nucleotide messenger RNA. It is a transcript of the gene MRPS18B, whose product is annotated as mitochondrial ribosomal protein S18B. The coding region runs from base 79 to 861 and encodes 260 amino acids. The record is from RefSeq and is a predicted model, not a curated record. Lineage: Eukaryota; Metazoa; Chordata; Mammalia; Chiroptera; Rhinolophidae. Gene Ontology annotation, biological process: mitochondrial translation. The transcript is spliced from 7 exons. Gene Ontology annotation, molecular function: structural constituent of ribosome. Gene Ontology annotation, cellular component: mitochondrion; ribosome.
CUUGGUCCUACCCUAGUCAGUUUCUCGGAGCAUGCGCAGUCACUUUUCCGGUCGUUCCACCUUCGGACGUAUGUCAAGAUGGCGGCCUCCGUAGUGACUACGCUGCUGAGGCGCCUUCCUAGCGUUUGGUCCUUCAGAGGUGCCUACGGAGUUCAGGUUCCUCUCCAGACUCUUUGCACUGACGUCUCCCCUGAGGAAAAUUCUUUACCCCCGGUUCCCAUUUCCCCUUAUAAAAAUGAACCCUGGAAAUAUCUGGACUCAGAAGAAUACCAGACCCGCUACGGUUCUCGCCCCGUCUGGGCUGACUACCGUCGCAACCACAAAGGUGGAAUACCCCCACAGCGGACUCGAAAGACAUGUAUUCGUAAAAAUAAAGUUGCUGGGAAUCCCUGCCCUAUCUGCCGGGAUCACAAGCUGCACAUCGACUUUAGGAACGUGAAGCUCUUGGAACAGUUUGUCUGCGCCCACACGGGUAUCAUCUUCCAUGCGCCAUACACAGGAGUCUGUAUGAAUCAGCACAAGAAGUUGACCCAGGCUAUCCAGAAAGCCAGGGAUCACGGUCUCCUCAGUUACCACAUUCCCCAGGUUGAACCUCGGGAUCUUGACUUCAGUAACUCUCAUGGAGCUGUGAGUGUUACUCCGCCAGCCCCCACUCUGCUUUCAGGGGACCCCUGGUACCCAUGGUACAACUGGAAGCAGCCGCCAGAGAGCGAGCUGUCCCGCCUUCGCCGGCUCUAUCGAGGCCAUCUCCGAGAAGAGAGCGGCCCCGCCCCUGAGUCAGUGCCUGAGGUGCCACCCACAAGCCGAGCUGAAGCGGCCCGGUGCAGGCGGGUGCAGGCGGGCCCUCGGAGCGCUCUGUAGGAGCUGUAGACAGGGAAGGCCGCCUGAGGGGUUAGGAGCCAACACCUAGGAAUUACAUGACGGGAUUUCCUGUGAAGAAUGGUGUCUUGUCUUGUGGCCAGUGGCUGGCUGGUCCAGGGCCAGAGAAAGGAAGUGGCUGUUGAUGAAGGGGAUGAAUACAUCUGAGGCUGAGGGAGGGCACUACAGACAUCUGGGAAACCCUAACCCAAUGGUGUGAAAAGAUGGGCUCGACAUUCUGUUGCUGUUUCAGACUUGUGCCAAGUCGGCUUUUCCACAAUAAAGCUGUGUCUCCUGUGUCGGCUGACUGUCAGA